Messenger RNA from Melampsora larici-populina 98AG31, 954 nucleotides. RefSeq lists its product as uncharacterized. The transcript has a single exon. NCBI's taxonomy places the organism in Eukaryota, Fungi, Basidiomycota, Pucciniomycetes, Pucciniales, Melampsoraceae. Bases 1 to 954 code for a protein of 317 amino acids. The record is from RefSeq and is a predicted model, not a curated record.
AUGUCCAAGAAUCACUUUUCAUCGAAUUCUGAAGGAAAUGAUCAAAUUCAAAUCCCAUUGAUAACUUCUUCGCCAUCAAACCUUACACCACACCAAUCUGAACUUUGUCAAUCUCAUGUGACCGCUCAACUUUCACUUAUGAAGGAGCUUUCCCCUAUAACUGCUAACACUGCUACUGCUACUGCUACUGCUACCACUGAUUCUACUUCUGCUUCUUGUACUCGUCCUCUUACUUCUCCAAUUUCAAAUCCAUCCGUCUCAUUAAAUUCAUAUCAAGUCCCAGAAAGUGAUUUGAUUCAAACCAAUAGUAUUAGCAACACUAUCAAUCCUAUUCAAAAUCAUGAUCAUAAUAAUAGUCAUUUACCUUUAAACCAUCUAACUACUACUCCUUGGCCUUUCAAUACAUCAGCUAACAAUCUAGCACAUUCUCUGAACCUACAUCAGCCCACUCAUUUCACUUUUCUAGGAAAUCAUACUUCAUCCAACUUUUUACCUUAUCAAUUCCAAAUCCCUCUACAGCCACCACCACCCCCAAUCCCACCGAACCCUCAUCUUAAUCGGAAUUAUCAACUUCAAGAAACAGAUCAAAAUGUGAAUCAUCUCAAAAGGCCACGUUUGAAAUCUACACCUGAUUCACUUUUAUUUUCGAAACCAUCAAAGCUCACUAGAAUCGAAACAAACUCUAAAGUUGAACAAGAAGCUAAAGUACCAUUCUCGAAUCAAAACCAAAGUACUUUUCUUAGAAAUCCAAUUCCUAAGCCAAUCCAACCAAGAGGUUUUCUCAACGAAUUCGAAAUCACUAGUAGCCCAGAACAGCAUCUAUUUGAAGUUCAAUCUCAUCAUCAACUUGAUGAAUCGAUUCCUACUUCACCAAUCCAAUCAAGUUCAAAAUCUCUCAUUCAGAACCAAACCAAUGCUGGACAAUGGAAAAGAAAAAUGACAGAAGUGAAUUGA